Molecule: messenger RNA, 156 nt
Organism: Eruca vesicaria subsp. sativa (arugula)
Lineage: Eukaryota; Viridiplantae; Streptophyta; Magnoliopsida; Brassicales; Brassicaceae
Source: the annotation of a GenBank genome assembly
AUGAAUUCCAUAAAUAAAUAUAAUCAAGAAGAUGGAAUUGAUGACCCUUGGGGUUAUGGUGGAUGGGAGUACGUUGCUCAAACGAGAGAGCCUGCAAAGGAUUUAACAAAUAAGAAUCUAAGUCGAGGUUUGGUUUUCAACAUUGCUUAUCAAUAA